AUGGCGGCGCUCAGCGUGGGACGGGCGGCCGCCGGGGGCCUCCUGCGCGCCCAGAGCCUCGGGGUGUGGAGGGGCCUGCGUGCCUCCGCCGCCCUCCAGCAGAUCCCGCGGGCCAAGUCAGAAAAUGCCAAGUCUGAGGGCACGUUCCAGGUCACCAUGCUGCCCGGAGACGGGGUGGGCCCGGAGCUCAUGCACGCCGUCAAGGAGGUGUUCAAGGCUGCCAGCGUGCCUGUGGUCUUCGAUGAGCAUCACCUGAGCGAGGUGCAGAACAUGGCGUCGGAAGAAAAACUGGAUCAGGUGGUUGACUCUAUGAAGGAAAGUAAAGUCGCUCUUAUAGGCAAGAUCCACACCCCCAUGGAGUACAAGGGAGAGCUGGCUUCUUACGACAUGAGGCUCAGGCGCAAAUUAGACUUGUUUGCAAAUGUUGUCCAUGUGAAGAGCUUACCGGGCUAUAAAACGCGCCACAACAACUUGGAUCUCGUGAUCAUUCGUGAGCAGACGGAGGGGGAGUACAGCUCUCUGGAACAUGAGAGCGCAAAGGGAGUCAUCGAGUGCCUGAAGAUCAUCACCCGGGCCAAGUCGCAGCGCAUUGCCAAGUUCGCCUUUGACUACGCCACCAAAAAAGGGCGCUCUAAGGUCACGGCUGUGCACAAAGCCAACAUUAUGAAAUUAGGCGACGGGCUCUUCCUGCAGUGCUGUGAAGAAGUGGCAGAACUGUACCCCAAGAUCAAAUUUGACACCAUGAUCAUUGACAACUGCUGCAUGCAGCUGGUGCAGAACCCCUACCAGUUCGACGUCCUGGUCAUGCCGAACCUCUACGGGAACAUCAUCGAUAACCUGGCGGCUGGCUUGGUGGGUGGCGCCGGCGUGGUUCCCGGGGAGAGCUACAGCGCUGAGUACGCCGUGUUCGAGAUGGGCGCCCGCCACCCCUUCGCCCAGGCCGUGGGCAGGAACAUCGCCAAUCCCACUGCCAUGCUGCUCUCGGCCGCCAACAUGCUGCGGCAUCUCAACUUGGAAUUUCACUCCAAUUUGAUCGCAGAUGCGGUGAAGAAGGUGAUCAAAGUCGGAAAAGUUCGGACACGGGACUUGGGCGGUUACUCCACCACUUCUGACUUCGUGAAGUCUGUGAUUGACAACCUGCACCCCCACUAUGGUGCCUAGGAACCCCGCUCGCCCCGGGGAGUCGGGGACUUCACUGCACCCUGCAGCAGCUUCCCAUAGCUUACGGCCCAGCAGCGUGUCCUUCCCCCUCCCCGCCCGGCGCAGCAUGCCCUGGCCGAGGGUCCCUGGUGCCCCGGGGGAGGAGGAGGAGGAGGGUGGCUCUCCCCCUGCCCUGCCCAGAGCCCAGUAACCACCCCCAGUCACCACCAGCGGGGAUCGCUGGAGGGACCGAGGGCAGGGCUCCCUUCGGAGUGCGGUUCCCCGUCUCUGCUGUGCCUUCCGUGCGAGGAGGGCAGUGUGGAUCUCGGGGCUUGCCGGGGCAACUCAGGGGUGAACAGGCAGCACCCCAAGCUUGGCAGGCAGCUCCCAGGGACAGCGGAACCACGGUUACUGUAGGACCCUUCUGCCCACAGAGGCUUCAGCAAUAAAUGGGACCACAGGGCCGAGGCCCCGCAUCCAGAACGCACAAGGGCAAGCUGCUCGCGCAGAGCGAGGUUCCCCUUCCUGGCACAAUCCCCGGUGUAGGGAGAGGCGGCCGCGAGGCUUUCUCACCUCCCACCUGCUGGGAACCGGUGCAGGAUGAGGAGGGCUGCUCUUGUUGCCCCCCCAGUGUGAGUUUGUGGUUGGUUUCUGAGGGUGGGGGGGGCCUGCCUGGGGAGCACAGGGCUCUGAGCUGAGCCACCCCCAGUGGGGCAGUGCCUCUGCCCAGCGACUGCUUGCCCCACAGCAGGCAGAGCCCAGGACUGUCCAACCCCUGCGCUCUGCUGCG
Messenger RNA from Gavia stellata (red-throated loon), 1930 nucleotides. It is a transcript of the gene IDH3B, whose product is annotated as isocitrate dehydrogenase (NAD(+)) 3 non-catalytic subunit beta. The coding region runs from base 1 to 1161 and encodes 386 amino acids. Gene Ontology annotation, cellular component: mitochondrion. The transcript is spliced from 12 exons. The record is from RefSeq and is a predicted model, not a curated record. NCBI's taxonomy places the organism in Eukaryota, Metazoa, Chordata, Aves, Gaviiformes, Gaviidae. Gene Ontology annotation, molecular function: oxidoreductase activity, acting on the CH-OH group of donors, NAD or NADP as acceptor; NAD binding; magnesium ion binding. Gene Ontology annotation, biological process: tricarboxylic acid cycle; isocitrate metabolic process.